Molecule: messenger RNA, 3595 nt
Organism: Papilio polytes (common Mormon)
Lineage: Eukaryota; Metazoa; Arthropoda; Insecta; Lepidoptera; Papilionidae
Exons: 6
Coding region: 19-2559 (846 amino acids)
Biological process (GO): response to oxidative stress
Molecular function (GO): peroxidase activity; heme binding
Source: RefSeq, a predicted model, not a curated record
ACUACCUUGUAAAUCAUUAUGUUCAGGAUGGCGCAAGAACUGGCGCAUCUGAACCCGCACUGGAGCGACGAGAAGAUCUACCAAGAGACGCGGAAGAUCGUCGGCGCCAUGUUGCAGCACAUCACCUACCGAGAGUUCCUGCCCCUCGUCUUAGGAUCAGAAGUGAUGCGUUUGUUCGAGCUGGAUCUCGUGAAGAAGGGCUACUUCAAGGGCUACAACCCCAAAAUCAACCCCAACCCCGCGAGCUCCUUCGGGUCUGCUGCCUUCCGUUUCGGCCACAGCCUCGUGCAGCCCUCCAUGGUCAGGUUCGACAGGUUCCACAGACCCAUCGCUAACAAUGUAUCUCUACACAAUGAAAUAACCAAUCCAUCCAACAUCUGGAGCAUGGGCGCAGUAGACCGGCUGCUCAUCGGCAUGAUCAACCAGCCCAUACAAAAACGGGACGAGUUCAUCACCGAGGAACUAACCAACCAUCUCUUCCAAACACCACAUUUCGACUUCGGUAUGGAUUUAGCUGCGAUCAAUAUACAAAGGGGAAGAGAUCAUGGAGUUCCUCCAUACACCUCCUGGAGAGAGCCUUGUGGACUCUCAGCUAUUACCGACUUCGAGGACUUGGUCAGGGUCAUGCCAAAGAGAGUGGUACGGAAACUAAAAAACUUGUACAGACAUGUGGAUGAUAUAGACCUGUUCACUGGAGGCAUGGCCGAAAGACCUGUGAUAGGCGGCCUAGUGGGACCGACUUUUGCUUGUAUAAUCGCACAACAGUUUUCGAACAUGCGCAAAGGAGAUCGAUUUUGGUAUGAGAACGGUGGUUUCGAAUCUUCUUUCACGCCGGCGCAAUUACAACAAAUCCGCAGAAUAUCCCUCGCCCAAAUACUCUGCCGCACCCUCGACACCAUCGUCAGCGUCCAACCCUUCGCUUUCCUCUCACCUGACAACCCUGACAAUGAAAGAAUUUCUUGCCAAAACGGACUAUUAAAUAACUUUGACUUAUCACCUUGGAUCGAAAUAGACUCCGACUCUAACAACGACAUCCAAAAAUCUGACAACGACCUUUCUACUUUAAAACCUAAUACAAAAUCAACUACGACUAGACCGACCUCGACUAAAAAGAGCCAAAAACUGACAUCGACCGUUAAUAAAGCGCCACAAAGACCCGUAAACCAAACGACUAGACCGCAUAAAGUUAGUCAUAAACUUAAUAACACUGACUUGGCAAAUGACACAGACAAACCGACUGCAAAUACUACAAGACCUAAACCGACAGUACAAGCCAUUGACGACAAACUUGACUUUAAAAACAAAAGUAGACGUUACAGUGACUUUGAAAGUAUAAUAACGAGACAUCGCGCACCCACCAGGUACUACAACAACUACAACGAUUACGACGACAACGUGCAAAGCGUACAAUCAUUACUAGUUAACAAUUUACAACAAAAACGACCAUAUAACAGACCAGUAAUAACUGUGACUGAAAACGUAGACAAAUACACUUAUCUAAUCAACUAUGUACCGAGACCAACACAGUCCUGGAGACAGACAACGAGAAAGACACACGACAGAGACGUAGUGAAAGUUACAUAUCAGACUUACGACGACACUUACGACCGACGACCAAACAGACCAUAUUACUAUGACAGUAGACGACCAAACAAACCAUACUACAACAGAUACGACUCGGAAGACGACAUCGACCCUUACAGACGUGACAGUUCAGACACGAAACUGACAUAUAACUUUAAUUCAACAGCUAGAUCUAAUAACAAGGAAUUAAAUAAAACCAAACUCAAUAUCACGACUUACAAAACUGAUAAAAUCGAAUCUACAACUGAAAACCAAUACAAAUUGACGACUUUUAGCUACGUAGGGACUUACAGAGGUGAUACUGACAAAAUGACUAAAAUUGACAAAACCGAUACUAAUGACAAACAGGACAGUAUAAGUAAAGACUUUACGACAUUUGAAUCGAAAGAUAUUGAUCGCGACAAAGGUCCAGUAUCUAAUACGGACAAAAUAUCAACAUUCUACCUUUACGAGACUGCAACAAAACCUUACAAUUUGAACAGACCGACAAGACGUAACGACGAAGAACAAAUCAACAUGAGAAAUAAAAAUAAAUAUUAUUAUGUUAGGAAUGUUUUACACAAAUAUCCUGAUACAGAUUCCACUAUAGCUAAAAGAAAUACAGCAACAAACGAUGGUAUGGUGAAGGAGAACCACAACAGCCCUGGAGUCCCCAACUUUGGUAUAGAGGAAAGAUCCGCCGCAGACAAAGUUCCAUCUUUAGCUGCAAAAGAGACCAAAACACACACGGAUAGAUUUAAAAUUAAAGUUCAGAAACCUUCAAAUCCACCAAAAAUGCCUUCAGUGGCAUUUCAAAUUAUACCCAGUGAAAACAGCCCAUCACAGUGGGCAGUUUACGAAGAGAACGACGACUUACCUGAAGGUCUACCGCAGCGGAUGCCCUCACUAAAGAUUGAUCCUCACGCGUUAAGAGAAAUACCUAGACCUAUAAACUUAUCGCGUCCCGUGAAGCGGCGCCCGGGGGGGAGGUUGUAGGGAAAAUAUGUAUACAAAAUUUGGUGCUUGCUUUAAUUUAACAAGGCGUCUUCAAUAAAUCAAAAUUAAAGACGCCACGUUGAUAUUUUUGAUGAAAAUAUGUUAUAAUUUAGGAUAAAAUCCUUUCAAUAUGACAAACUGUGACCGACAUGACACAACUGCGACAGAAAUGACAUGACAUUACUCGAAAAACCUUGACAAAACAUGAUAACAGUUGUUUAAAGACAUGACAACAUAAAGAUUUUGCACUUGAUUAAUUUAGAGUGGACAAAUAUAUCAAUUGCUAUUUGUUUAUAAAGAUUACCACCACUAUGUGUUAUGUAUUGAAGUUGUGUUUUAACUCAAAAACAUAUACAUAAGUUAUACUAGGUAUUGAGUAUUGAGAUACAAUACAGCUAUGAUUUGGAAAAACCGAGACAACAAAGGGUUUCAAUAAUCGAUAAAGGUAGUUUGCACAUGCGUCAAUAUCUCAUUUCUCGUUCACGUAUUGAAUUGACUAACGCAAUACCUUUGAGCGCAAUAAGAUGAAUGACUAAAAACGACUCAAAAACUACUUGACUGUUUAAAACUGACUAUUUGACUACACUUACCAUAUUCUUAACUGAGAACUGACUGAUCCUUGAAAUGACAUGACCAUGCGAUAAUUUUUCUCCACAACAGCUACUAAACUUACGACUUUACUCAAACCUGUUCAAUUGACAAAAAUAUACAAAAUGUAUGAGUGACCAGACAGCAUUUGCUUAGUACAUCAAGCAUUUUGCAAAAUACAAUUUGAGACUGAGAAAGUGACAAGGAAAUUAAAGACAGAUAUUUGAUAGACUUUUAUUAUAUAAAUUGUCAUUUACAUUGACUGAAUAUGACAUUAUGGUAACACUACAAUAUACAUGAAUUAAUAAUUUAAAAGUUACAUUAUAUGAAUAAGUUAUAAAGUUAUUGUAGAUUAAGUAAAUAAUUCACAAGCCCCAUCAAAUGGAUGUAAUGCUUCGUAUGUUUGAAUAUUGAAAUUCAAAAGCUGUGAAUAAAAAUUAAAAUUAAA